This is a messenger RNA of Doryrhamphus excisus (bluestripe pipefish), 5565 nucleotides long. Its product is annotated as receptor-type tyrosine-protein phosphatase mu-like. Gene Ontology annotation, molecular function: protein tyrosine phosphatase activity; protein binding. Lineage: Eukaryota; Metazoa; Chordata; Actinopteri; Syngnathiformes; Syngnathidae. Gene Ontology annotation, cellular component: membrane. Gene Ontology annotation, biological process: protein dephosphorylation. The record is from RefSeq and is a predicted model, not a curated record.
AAGACCCACAAAUUCGUGCACGUGAGGGAGAGCGUGAACGCGCCUAUGAGUGACGGCGCGUCGGACAGGAGAAGACGAGAAGAAAAAGAAGAAGAAAAGCUCGAAGAAGAGAGGACAAACAAAAAGAAGAAGAAGAGGAGUUAAAAAGGGGGGAAAAAAGUGCGGGAGGAGUUGAUCGCUACUUUUCCCCUCCAGCUGCGGACCGAACAGAACCGAAGAGGAAAGAGAAGAACAUGGACGCUUCAACUUUACUGCUCCUCUCCUUACACAUGACGGCCGCCCUCAAAGCGUGUCUUUUCGGUCACGGUCCGGACUGCAGUCUGGUCCAGUCAAAAGAAGACGACUUGGACUGGGAGCAAGGAGACCCUCAGGACAAAGCAGCUGGGGAGCCUUGGUUCCCUUCAGGCUCCUCCCCCUUCCUAUACGUGAACACGACGGGUCGCUACAGCGGUCAGCGGGCCCACCUGCUGCUCCCGCAGCUCAAGGAGAAUGACACCCACUGCAUCAACUUCAUGUUCUAUCAAGCGGCGGAGCGCGACGGAGCCACGGCCGCCACGCUCAAUGUCUACGUCAAAGAGAACAGCAGUCCUCUGGGUGUUCCUGUCUUUAACUCGUCUGGCCCCGCCCAACACACCUGGAGAGGGGUGGAGCUUGCUGUAUCCACCUUUUGGCCGAAUUACUACCAGGUGGUGUUUGAGGCAGUCAGCAGCGGGCACAGAGGGGGUGUGGCCAUCAGAGACAUCACACUGCAGGGACACCAGUGCAUGAGCACACCUCACUUCCUGCACAUCAAAGGCGUUGAGGUGAACGCGGGGCAGACGGCCAUGUUUGCGUGUACCGUCAACGGACGUCCCCAGAGCAACGUGCAACUCUUCCUGCAGGGUAUGAACGGUCGUCAAGCCGUGGUCAAGGAAACCAAGCCGGUCAACUCGCGGCGUUACGUGGCCACCUUUGACGUGGACAACACCACCAAAGGCGACUCUGGACGAUAUCGAUGCAUCGGCCAGUCGGAUCGUGGCGUGGGCGUCUCCUCCUAUGCUGACCUCACUGUCAAACAGCCGCCUGUCCCCAUCGCCCCCCCUCAACUAACAGCGGUAGGUGCCACCUACCUGUGGAUACAACUCAACGCCAACUCCAUCAACGGAGACGGUCCGAUUAUAGAGAGAGAGGUGGAAUACCGCACCAUGUCGGGCAUGUUGAUUGACACCACACCUGUGGAUAAGCCCACCCACAAGAUAGGACACCUGGACCCCGACACUGAGUACGAGAUCAGCGUUCUGCUCACCAGACCCCUGGAGGGAGGGACAGGGAACCCUGGGCCGCCUCUGAGGGCUCGGACAAAGUGCGCAGACCCGAUGCAUGGCCCACGUCACCUCCAGGUGGUGGACGUCCGUUCCAAAGAGGUGACUCUCCAAUGGGAACCUUUCGGCUACAGCGUGACCCGCUGUCACAGCUACAACCUAACAGUGCAGUAUCGCUACAAGCCGGCGGGGACCUCCGCCAGAGAUCCAACGAUGGAGGAAGUCCUGGAGGAAGUGGCGUAUGACUCGCGAGGUCUCCCGCCUCAACACACCGUGCGAAACCUGCCGCCCUUCACCAACGUUAGCAUGAAGCUCGUUCUCAGUAACCCCGAAGGACGCAAGGAGAGCGAGGAGCUGCUGGUGUUGACGGAUGAGGACGUUCCGGGAGCAGUUCCAUUGGAGUCCAUUGUGGGCAGCACCUAUGAGCAGCACAUCAGUGUGAGCUGGUCAGAACCGGUGCACACGUAUGGUCGCAUCCGAAAGUACGAGAUUUCUUUCAAAGCCCUGAGCUCGUUUGACUCGGACUUGGACCUGACUAAUCAGAGCGGGAAAGUUCUUAAAGAGGCAAAUGAGACAAGUCAUGUCUUCACCGGCCUUUUCCCUGGAUCUACUUACUCCUUCACAAUAAGAGCAUCCACCGUUAAAGGCUUCGGACCGCCAGUCGUCACUCAGUUCACCACCAAGAUCCAAGCUCCCGUAAUGCCCGCCUACGAGCUCCAGUCUCCUCUCAACCAGACCGAGUCCACCGUCACUGUCCUGCUAAGACCGGCGCGAAGCCGCGGCGCCCCCGUCAGUAAGUACCAAGUGGUAGUGGAGGAAGAGCGCCCCCGCAGGCAGAAGAGGGGCACUGCAGAGAUCUUACGCUGCUACCCGGUGCCCAUCCACUUCCAGAACGCCACGCUCCUCAAUUCGCAGUACUACUUCAGUGCCGAGUUACCCGUCAACCAGUUGAGGACGCCGGCGCCAUUUUGCAUCGGUGACAACGGGACAUACGGCGGCUUCUGGAACGCUCCUUUGCUGCCACAUAAGAGCUACGCCAUCUACUAUCAGGCUGUCAGUAGCGCUAACGGGGAGACAAAGAUUGACUGCGUCCGUGUGGCCACUAAAGCUGCUAUCAUCAGCACGCAGCUCAGCACGCCACACGCCGGCCUCGCCCCCGCGGCCGGUGACAAGCAGCUCGCAGGCGCUGCCACCAGGAAGCCCGAACCCGAUCAGGAAAAACAAUCGGACCACACGGUGAAGAUCGCCGGCGCCAUGGCGGGCGUCCUGCUCUUCAUCAUCAUCUUCCUCGGAGUUGUCCUGCUCAUGAAGAAACGGAAGCUGACAAAGAAAAGGAAGGAAACGCUAAGUUCCAGACAGGAAAUGACUCUGAUGGUCAACAAUUCACAGCACACAAUAGUGGACACACACAGUCACACACUGAAUGGACACUCAGUGUCGUCUGCGUCGUCCUUCACUAUGAAGACCAACAGCAGCACCAUUCCCAAGUCCUAUUAUCCAGACCCAUUUGUGCCGACCGCCAUCUUGGACGACAGCCACACCAUGACCAGCGAGACCAGCAGCCUGGUCCAGAACCACUUCAAGCAACGCGACCCGGACCGCGAGCCGCCGCCCUACCACACGGCACAGCUGCACCCCGCCAUACGGGUCGCCGACCUUCUGCAGCAUAUCACGCAAAUGAAAUGCGCUGAGGGUUACGGCUUUAAGGAGGAGUAUGAGAGUUUCUUCGAGGGUCAGUCGGCUCCGUGGGACUCGGCCAAAAAAGACGAGAACCGAAUGAAGAAUCGCUAUGGCAACAUCAUCGCCUACGACCACUCCCGCGUGCGUCUGCAGCCUCAAGAUGGAGAGAACGGCUCUGACUACAUCAAUGCCAACUACGUCGACGGAUACCACCGACCCAAUCACUACAUCGCCACUCAAGGUCCCAUGCAGGAGACCAUGUAUGACUUCUGGCGAAUGGUGUGGCAGGAGAAUACGGCCGCCAUCGUCAUGGUAACCAACCUGGUGGAGGUGGGGCGGGUGAAGUGUUGCAAGUACUGGCCCGACGACACCGAGAUUUACGGCGACACCAAAGUGACGCUCAUCGAAACCCAGCUGCUGUCCGAAUAUGUCAUUCGCACCUUCGCUGUGGAGAAGGUAACGCUAAUUAAACCGCUUAUGGGGGUGUGGUUUAAACAAAUCGCUUAUAAAGACUUUUUCGCUCAGAGGGGCGUCGCCGAGAUCCGAGAGAUCCGUCAGUUCCACUUCACCGGCUGGCCCGAUCACGGCGUUCCUCUUCACGCCACCGGUUUGCUCGGAUUCAUUCGUCGCGUCAAAGCCAAGACUCCGCCCACUGCCGGGCCCACUGUGGUGCACUGCAGUGCGGGGGCGGGACGCACAGGUUGUUUCAUCGUGAUUGACAUCAUGCUGGAUAUGGCGGAGCGAGAGGGCGUGGUGGACAUUUACAACUGCGUACGAGAGCUGCGAGCGCGAAGGGUUAAUAUGGUUCAGACUGAGGAACAGUAUGUCUUCAUCCAUGACGCCAUCUUGGAGGCGUGUCUCUGCGGCGACACAUCCAUCCCGGCCAAUCAGCUUCGCUCUGUUUACUACGACAUGAACCGACUGGACCCUCAGACUAACUCCAGCCCCAUCAAAGAGGAGUUCAGGACUCUCAACAUGGUGACGCCGACGCUUCGCGUGGAAGACUGCAGCAUCGCUUUGUUGCCGCGCAACCACGACAAGAACCGUUGCAUGGACGUUUUACCGCCGGAUCGCUGCCUGCCGUUUCUCAUCACGAUGGACGGGGAGAGCUCCAACUACAUCAACGCCGCCCUCAUGGAUAGCUACAAGCAGCCGUCCGCUUUCAUCGUUACCCAGCAUCCUUUGCCCAACACUGUCAAGGACUUCUGGCGACUGGUCCUGGACUACCACUGCACUGCUAUCGUCAUGCUCAAUGACGUCGACCCAGCACAGCUGUGUCCUCAGUACUGGCCCGAAAAUGGCGUCCACCGACUGGGCUCGUUACAGGUGGAGUUUGUAUCAGCUGACCUGGAGGAGGACGUCAUCAGCCGCAUCUUCAGAAUCUACAACAACGCCAGGCCACAGGACGGGUACCGCAUGGUCCAACAGUUCCAGUUCCUGGGUUGGCCCAUGUACCGCGACACGCCUGUCAACAAGCGCUCCUUUCUCAAGCUGCUCCACCUGGUGGACAAAUGGCAGGACGACUACGAUGGCGGCGACGGGCGCACCCUCGUGCACUGCCUGAAUGGCGGUGGCCGCAGUGGUGUGUUCUGCAGCGUCAACAUUGUGUGCGAGAUGUUACGACAACAACGUUGUGUUGAUGUUUUCCAUGCAGUUAAAACACUAAGGAACAACAAACCCAACAUGGUGGACCUCCUGGAACAAUACAAGUUUUGUUACGAAGUCGCUCUGGAGUAUUUGGCCUCCGCUUAAGCCACGACGCAGCUUCAUCCUCCCUAACCUCAUCAAGAUGAGGCGCACCACUACUGACGAUGACAAAGGAGGAAAUGGAGGACUAUGGUUUUGCACUGUCUUGGUUGACCAACUGCAAGCAUGGACACACACACACAUAUCCACACACACACACAUAUACAUUCAGUGUGUGUCAUUUCUGUCUUUGUUGUGUUUUAUGCUGACGCAUCCUCGUGGGUUUGCAUUUUCACAUCCGAGUGGAGCAUUCAUGCAAACUUCCUGACUUUCCCAAAGUCCUUCCCUGUUUGUCCGAAUGAUGUAAAUGUUCUCAGCACUCAUGAUGAGAAAGAAAAGUGAAGUUAUUCAUUCAUAUGUGCAUUAAAGCAACAUGUGGUGCGAUCAAGAUGGCACUUGGACGUGACAGGGCGAGGUCUUUCUGUUGUCCUGACGACACAAUGUGUCAAAUAAGACAACACUUUUUUUUUGUUUUUUUUUAUAGUUAAAAAAAAUGCCAAAAGUUGUCCAUGUAUGAAUUUAUUGAUGUCAAAUUUUGGGGGGCAAAGGCAGAGAGAUGAUAUUGUCCUCUGAAAGAAGACCAUUGAACGAUGUUCAUUUUGUACAUAGAAAUGCAGCAAGCACACUAUUUAUUAUUCCUGGUCAAUGUUGUCGUUCUUAUGAAGCAUGCGGAGAUAAGGGUGGCAUCCUGUGACGAUCUCAGUGAGAGUUGUGGCGUGAUGUCGCCAUGACACGGCAGCAAGUCUCUGGUGCCAAUUUGAAAUGUAUUUAUUUUGAAAACUUGUAUUUGUGUUGUUUGAUCUAUAACUACCACAAAUAAAAAUGAACAAACAAUGUG